Girardinichthys multiradiatus is the source of this 1153-nucleotide messenger RNA. RefSeq names its product TatD DNase domain containing 3 (gene tatdn3). The coding region runs from base 138 to 1004 and encodes 288 amino acids. The record is from RefSeq and is a predicted model, not a curated record. Gene Ontology annotation, molecular function: hydrolase activity, acting on ester bonds. Lineage: Eukaryota; Metazoa; Chordata; Actinopteri; Cyprinodontiformes; Goodeidae. The transcript has 9 exons.
UUCAGGUUGAUUUCCGCCGCCAACAGGAAGUCGUUAUAUUGUUGUUCCGGUUAGCUGCUGGCCGUUAGCUAUGUACUGUUUAUGUGUUGUUUUCUGACGGUUUUCCUUAUUAAAAAUUCAUAUUUUUGCCUAUUUUAAUGGAUUUUGGUUUCGUUGACUGUCACUGUCACAUAUCAGCCACCGAGUUCCAACUGGAUCUCCAGGAUGUGAUCCACAGAACACGGCAGGCUGGUGUAAAGACUCUGGUGGCAGUCACUGAAGAAGUUGAGGAGUUUCCCCGAGUUCUCCAGCUGCAGGAAAGCUAUCCGGAUCUCGUGGCGCCAUGUUUCGGCCUCCACCCCCUGCAGGCCGGCGGGGGUCCUGCUCAGCGCAGCGUGAAGCCUCGGGACCUUGAUGCUGCUCUGCCACACUUCUACAGUCACAGAGAACGCCUCGUCGCCAUUGGAGAGAUUGGGUUAGAUUUCACACCGUGGUGCGCCCCGACUCAGCAGGACAGGGACGACCAGAUGAAGGUCUUCAUCAGACAGCUGGACGUCGCCCUGGAGCUGGACCUACCUGUGAACAUCCACUCCCGAUCAGCAGCUAAGGUCACCAUAGACACCAUGAGACAACAAGGUGAGUGUUUCUGUCCUAUCCCAUGCAGGUGUGAAUGUUCUAACUUUGGGUCUUUACCAACAGGAAUCAGCCGAGCUCUGCUUCACAACUUUGCUGGGAAGCCAUCAGUCGCUCUGGAAGGUGUGAAGGCCGGUUACUUCUUCUCGUUCCCUCCUGCUGUCUGCAGAAAUCAACAGAGAGACAAGCUCAUCCGACAGAUCCCUCUGGAACACGUCUGUCUGGAGACGGACUCUCCUGCACUCGGGCUCCACAGACAUGAGAGGAAUGAGCCUGCCAACAUCGCUGUGUCCUGCUGCUACAUCGCUAAGGUCAAAGGUCUGUCGCCUCACACGGUUCAGCUCGUCACCGCUCAGAACGCAUACAGACUGUUCAGCAGAGCCAGCCAAUGAUACCGAGCUUCAACGGUGCAAAUACUUCCUCAUCAUAGGCUCAGAUUACUAAAAAAUUAUAUCAUUUUUUAUAACGUUGCCUUUGUAUUUAUUAUUCUGCCUAAAAGCAUAAAAACAUCUCACACAGAAUAAAUGUAAGAUAAAUUUAA